AUGAAACACGCUUCAGUUACUAACGCGUACGCAGCCAUUGCAGUUAUGAAGCUGACGCAGGUGCUGUCGCAAGCGCACGCGACAGCUGGUUACAAUCGCAACAAGUUCCUCGUUUUCGCGCUGCUGUCACCGUCCCCCGGUUUUCGGGACUCUGGAUAUGACGACGCCGCGACGUGGAUCUGCGCAGCAGCAGCGGCGGGGAAGGGCGCGGAGGGGAAAGCGCAUGGGGGAGGAAGGGGUGGCGCGCUUGGGACGGGACAGGGGGGGACAUCUGCGCUGCGCCUCUCCAAUGCUACAGGACCGCUCUUUCAAGCGAGGGUUCGGCAUGCAGGUGAGUGUGUUGAGGCCGGGGAUGGGGCCAGGAAAGGGGGAAGGAGGGAAGGGGGACAGCUGGGCUGGGGGAGGUUGAAAAGCAGGGGCCAGGGAAAGACGCCUGCGCUGCGCCUCUCCAAUGCUACAGAUCGCACGCUCAAGCGAGGGUUGGCAUGCAGGCGAGGCUUUGUGUAUUUUCAGCGCAUACCGCCUCUCUGCAAGUCUCUUUGUGGUGAUGGCCUCUCUCCUCUGCCCUCUGCACCCGCAACCUCGAUGCUCGGUCCGUUCUAUUCCAUUCCUGCGUGCUUCCUCCCUCCUCUCCCUCUCCCAUUCCCCAUCUACCAACGCAGCCACAGCAUAGACCCUUUCUCCCUCCACACCCUCUCCCUUCCACCCUCCUCUCCCUUUCUCCCCCAAGCCGACCCCAGCCCUCCCUACCCCAGCAACAUCACCUACUACUCCUCACCCAUCUACGGCCAGUUCACCCUGAGAGUACUCGAGUGGGUGGUAUACCACCAGCAGGGCCACGGCCACUGUGUAGACCUGCUCUCUCUCCCCUCUUUUUGCCCUGCUCCCACCCAGCCCCCUACGCCAGCAACAUCACCUACUCCGUCAGCCCCCUACGCCAGCAACAUCACCUAUUGCUCCUCGCCAAUCUACGGCCAGUUCAACUCCCUCAGAGUGCUCGAGUGGGUGGUAUACCACCAGCAGGGCCACGGGGUGGACCUGUUCCACAUGUACAAUGCGGGCGGCAUGGGCGAGCCUAUAAUGCGGACGCUGGGUCCCUUUAUAAAGGAGGGGCAGAUGACUGUAACGGAUGUGACUGAAGUGGACGAAUUCGAGACGUGGUUCGGGCAGGUGAGAGGGAGUGGGGGCAGGCAAGAGGGGGUGCUAGUGGUGAACGACUGUGCCUACCGCUCACUCUUCACCUCCCGUUGGCAACUAUCCCAUCCCAACCCGCGGGGCACUCUUCCUGGGCUUUGA
This is a messenger RNA of Closterium sp. Naga37s-1, 1296 nucleotides long. The record is from the annotation of a GenBank genome assembly. Lineage: Eukaryota; Viridiplantae; Streptophyta; Zygnematophyceae; Desmidiales; Closteriaceae.